This is a messenger RNA of Perca flavescens (yellow perch), 1724 nucleotides long. It is a transcript of the gene crlf3, whose product is annotated as cytokine receptor-like factor 3. Gene Ontology annotation, molecular function: protein binding. Bases 95 to 1432 code for a protein of 445 amino acids. The transcript has 9 exons. The record is from RefSeq and is a predicted model, not a curated record. Lineage: Eukaryota; Metazoa; Chordata; Actinopteri; Perciformes; Percidae.
CAUAUCUAGCGGUGGUGUAGCGGCGGCAAGGAGCUGAUUCAGAACUUUUGGGACUAAAUGGCUACCACAAAGCAGUAAAACAGGAGGCGGGAGGAUGUCUGUGGAGGUGGACGUGAUGCUGCAGGAGGCGAAAGAAAGCAUCGAGGCGGCCCAGAACUACCGCAGUGAACUCCAGCAGCGCCUGCAGGGCCUCAACCAGGCCCGCAAACAGGUCCGGGGCAGCUCGGGUCAGGCACGCGAGGCCCUCCGGCGCCACUUCACUGAGCUGCAGGCGGCAACGAGUCAGUUGCUGACGGAGCGAUUGGCCGCCCUGCUGGCCGAGGUGGACGCCAUUGAGGCGGACAGCGUCAAACCUCUAGAUGACUGCCAGAGCCUCAUUGAGCACGGGGUGGGCCAGGCCGACGAGCUGCUCAGAGAAGGGGAAGCAGCUCUGCGUUGUGGUCUCGGGGAGAAGGAGGACAAACUGGGCAGUUUCACCAAGAAGGCCAUGCACAUCCAGCUGGACAGCCUCCCAGAGGUACCAGCGUUGGUGGACGUGCCGUGUGUUUCCGCCCAGCUGGACGACUCCCUGCUGGGUCUGCUGAGGGAACGGGUGACCCGCCUUGGCUCCGUCUCCUCCCACCCGCCCGUACAGAUAGAAGAGCUGCAGGAGAGACCGGGUGGCACCCUGGUUCGCUGGUGUAAGGUGGAUGAGGACUUUGCAGCAGCGGAUUAUCGGCUGCAGUACCGGCGGUCUGGCAGCGGGGGGAGCCAGUACGAGGACGCCUAUAUCGGUCGGGACUGCGAGUUCCUGGUUCUCCACCUCGACCCUCACACUGAUUAUCUGUUCAGGGUCUGCGCCCGCGGGGAGGGUCGCACCGAGUGGAGCCCCUGGAGCAUCCCCCAGACGGGUUACACCACGCUCGCGCCGCACGAGUGGUGUCCAGGCACUGAGGGCUACAUCCUGAGCAGCAGGAGAAACAUCGCUCUACGCAGUGACUCCUCCCAGUCGCGCUGCCCCGUCCUCUACUCCAACGCACCCACCUACUUCUGUGGCCAGACGCUCACCUUCAAGAUGUCUGCAGCAGGUCCAAUGGAUCGGAGGGACAGUCUGGGUGUGUGCGUGGACAGCGGGAGGGGGGAAGAGUCCCUUCAGAGAGACCAGGCCGUCUGCAUUUCCACCAACGGUGCUGUAUUCGUCAACGGUAAAGAGAUGACCAACCAGCUGCCGGCCAUCACCGUGGGCUCCGCUGUCACCUUCGACAUGGAAGUGGUGAACCUGUUUCCCAUCAGCAACAACAACCUGAGCGAGGGGGGCAACUUCAAGCUGAGGGUGACCAUCGGCUCAGGGAACCGGGAGGUGGUGUUUGAUUGGCUGGUGGACCAGGCGGUGGACUGCCUCUUCUUCGGCUGCUCUUUCGUCCACUCCGGCUGGAAAGUGCUGGUGUUUUAACGGAUCUUUUUUAAUCCGCUGGCGUCCGGGAGCUCGUCGCCGCGGGCUCGGUCAUCUCCAGUUUAAAUGUUUCUCUUCCGUUGUCCUACCUAAUAGGGUGCAGAGUCUGGAAACAAUCAGUCAUUUCAUCCCAGAAUUUCUUCAACAGCCGUUAAGUUCCAAAUUUGCAGCUACCAGGGACGUCCCAGGAAGGGCUUAGCCCCCAGGGUAUGCCUAACCCUCAGCCCGGUCUCAUGGCGGUUCGUGAUAUGGUAACGUUAUUGAAUCUAUUGAGUCGUGGACAGUGUUGCAG